Triplophysa dalaica is the source of this 1447-nucleotide messenger RNA. RefSeq names its product cation channel sperm-associated protein 4-like. Gene Ontology annotation, molecular function: voltage-gated calcium channel activity; calcium-activated cation channel activity. The record is from RefSeq and is a predicted model, not a curated record. Lineage: Eukaryota; Metazoa; Chordata; Actinopteri; Cypriniformes; Nemacheilidae. The coding region runs from base 264 to 1415 and encodes 383 amino acids. Gene Ontology annotation, cellular component: sperm principal piece; acrosomal vesicle; CatSper complex. Gene Ontology annotation, biological process: flagellated sperm motility; sperm capacitation; transmembrane transport. The transcript is spliced from 10 exons.
CAAUUAUUAUAACAACAACAGCGUCCUCUGGUGUUCGCCUGGAAGAAAUUCAGCAAUGAGAUGGAGAAGAUUUGAUCAAUAUAAGUCGUUUCUGUUCAAUGUUGCUUUCAAUUUUGUUAUUUGACGAACUGUGACUAGUCGCCUAUUUUGUUUCCAAAUGUUUGAAACGUUACGGCCUCGACACGUCACGACCUCGUCAGUUAUUUCUAAAAGUGCCGUUACAUUUGUUUCAUACAGCGUCGCUAACUGGGCAGAAAUACGACAUGGUUGACAGGAAACAAUCUAGAGAUGAUUUUGACAACGACUAUGGACGUGAAUCGUUUGACCUCUUCCUUUGCUUUCUCACAACAACCUGUGCUGUCAGCAAUUUCAUUAUCAUCCUCGUUCAGAUGUUUGCAGGACUUUCUGAGGCGUUUGCGUUAUUUGUAAGCGAGCAGAUUAUUUUGACAGUCUUCAUCUUGGAAAUUCUGGUCAAGUGGAAUAAUGGGUUCAAGAUGUUUUGGAGGAGCUGGUGGAACAUUGUAGGCUUUGUGAUCACUCUAACUCUCAUCGUGGGAAACAGGAUAACCAGUAAUCCCAUAACUCAGAUUAUUUGCAAGGUGUUACGUAUGGUCCGUAUCAACAUAUGCUUGGCGUUCUCACAGGAAGCAAUGGCGAUAGUUCAGGUCAUCGGGGAUUUCAUUAAAGACACCUUCAUGAUCUUAUUCCCCUUUUUGGUCUUCAUGCUGGGGUUUGCAACAUUUGGUGUGCACUACUUCAGUUCUGUUCCUUCGGCAUUUGGGAAUUUAGAAUCUGCAUUCUACACUUUGUUUAUUUGUGUGACCGAAGAUGGAUGGCUAGAAAUCUACAACAAGUUUAAGGAAGACAGGUUCACAAGCUUACUGUACUUCAUGAUCUUUAUCUCCUGUGGCAUCUUUGUCAUUGCAAUGAUUGAGGUUCUCUUCAUGAAUAACUUGACAAAGUUGUGGCCGGACGUAUGGUUGAAAGAUAGUCUGGCAGACUCUGAGGACAGGCCACAUCUUAGCGCCAUAUUCAAGGAUCAGAGUCAUGUCGAUCAGAAGUUUUUGGAGACUUGGUACCCGAAGAAUCUGACUCCUGAAACCUAUGAUGAUAUAGUCCGUGUCAUGUUAGAAAAGGACCUUAAGGAACCUUAUGAGAUUCAGCGAGAGCUAGAAGGGAUUCUAGAGGAGGUUCUUAACAACCCUGCAAACAACAUGCAGGAUUACGGGCCUAAAAAUAAUAACUUUACCCUAGAAGAGACAAUAAUUGAGGAGGAGCUUGCCACUGGAGACAUUCUCACCGCUCUCCUCCACUUGGACCAGGCAAACCUUCUGGACACCCGCACCACUACACCAAACCUGAACGAAGGUGUGGCAUUACAUUUAGGAGUUUCAUGGGAAGCUUAUGGGGUUUGAAACUCUCAAUGACAUUGGAUGUAAAAAUGACG